AUGUCUUUCAGUUUUGCUACAACAAACAUUGAUUCACACGGUACUUAUCAUUCAUCAUCAUCUUUGAACAGUAUGCAUCACCAACAAUAUAUGUCGCCCUUAACCGGGUCCUCACCAUCUUCAACUGGUGGUUCGCCAACAACUGCUGUACAAGUUCAAGCAACUACGAAUAUGCCAUUGUUAACAUCGAUUGCGAAUGUUAAAGAUUCACGUUGGUUAACACUUGAAGUUUGUCGUGAAUAUCAACGUGGGAAAUGUACCCGGUCUGAACAAGAGUGUAAAUUUGCCCAUCCACCUUCACACGUUGAAGUCAAUAGUGGCAAAGUGAUCGCUUGCUUUGAUUCACUAAAGGGUAAAUGCAAUCGUACCAAUCCACCGUGUAAAUAUCUUCAUCCACCGCAACACUUACGUGACAUUCUAUUACAAAACGGACGCAAUAAUCUAAUUCUUCGUACUAUGAACAUCGCUGCAAAUCAAGCUAUUUAUCCACAAACACCAGCUCAUAUGUCCUAUCCUAACGGUGCUAUUCUUCAAAAUCCUCUACAACAGUCUACGUCCAUUGCAUCCUAUCCUCAUAUGAAUCCAUCGGGUCCCGCUCAAUCAACUUUAGUUUUCAACUCAGCAGGCCAAGCGUUUAGCAUUCCUUUGCAUGCAGCUCAUAUUCAACAAAUUCCCCAAACGACCGCGACUGCAGCUAUGUAUAGUCCAGAUGGUACACAAUAUUUUCAACCGGUCACACAAAUAGCUGCUCAACCAACUGGACCCAAGAUUACACGCACCGAUCGUCUAGAAGUGUGCACUGAUUUUCAGCAUGGACAGUGCUUGUAUACUGCAGAGACAUGUCUCCAUGCACAUCCCCAACCACAUUGUCCCCUUGAUGCCGACGGUCUCGUUACUGUUUGCGUCGAUUACGUUAAAGGCAAAUGUGCUCGUGAAACAUGCAAAUAUUUUCACCCACCUGGUCAUCUGGUGGCCCAACUGAAAGCAGUGAAAGCUCAAUCAGCUGCAGCUGCUGCACAAGUAUAUUCAGCAGCCGCAGCAGCAGCGCUACAGUACUCACCAUCUACUAUUCAAUUGCUUCAACCAGUGACGUUGAAUAGUAGUCAAUCGAUAUUGUCUGCACCACCGACUACGUACUUCUAUCCUCAACAAGCAUCAGUUGCAUCUGCUUCUUCCUCUUCUUCUUCGCCAUUGCAACAUCAAAAUUAUUCCGAAGAAGAUGGUACCUAUAAUAGCAACUAUGUUCAAUCUUAUCAACCGUAUUCAGGACAAAUUCAAACUAUCUAUACUCAGCCUACAUCGAUUGAUCUGAAAGAUCAGCCAUUGGUUACAUCACUGAAUCUAACUAAUGGCGACGGAUCAUCGUCAUCAUCAUCGACAACUGCAACAUCAACUGAUAAUUCGGCAGUGAUCGAUCCUGUCAGCAGCAGCAGCAUUAUUACACAGCAGCCGAAAAAACGACCGCUUGAAGACGAUACUGCUACUACCGGUGCCUACCUGAAGCUGCCUCCAGGAGCACAGUUAAUCGCUGCGCCACAGUAUGUUCAACAUCCGCAACAAACAACUGUACCCGCCCAACAUCAAAAGCGACCAGCAGUUGCUGAUCCGAAGACUGGCAUACCAAUGGCCGCUUACCCAGUAACAGCAUUCUCUUAUCCAUCACCGUCACCAUUACCAAUACAGUUUCAACAACCCUAUCUAACCGCUGUACCUAUGGCAUCUCAAAAUCAACUUAAAAUCCGACUCCAAGCUAAACGUACUGGUUUUUCUCCUCUAGUUACUCUUCUUUUCUGCAUUUGCUGGAUAUGCAUCCCAUCUGCCGAGACUUUAAAUCAAAUUGUUCUUCAAGUCUUCAAUGCAAAUAUGUAUAUUUAUGAGAACAAUUUGUAG
Molecule: messenger RNA, 1890 nt
Organism: Adineta ricciae
Lineage: Eukaryota; Metazoa; Rotifera; Eurotatoria; Adinetida; Adinetidae
Source: the annotation of a GenBank genome assembly